Molecule: messenger RNA, 673 nt
Organism: Oncorhynchus gorbuscha (pink salmon)
Lineage: Eukaryota; Metazoa; Chordata; Actinopteri; Salmoniformes; Salmonidae
Product: T-box transcription factor TBX5-like
Exons: 4
Coding region: 386-673 (95 amino acids)
Biological process (GO): positive regulation of DNA-templated transcription
Cellular component (GO): nucleus
Molecular function (GO): DNA-binding transcription factor activity
Source: RefSeq, a predicted model, not a curated record
CGAGUCAAAUAAUUCACUCAUCCCGGUUUUUUAACAAUUCAAGGGAUUGAGCAAAUUCUUUUUUGUGUUUCCAAGAAAACAUCACACACCAAGUUCGUUCUCUCUAGCUCAAAUCGCACUGCACACGCGCAGAGUAGGCAACAGUCAGUUCACGAGAGUUGAAUCACACCAAGUCAGUGUUAACACCGGCGCUCACGCGUGUCCGGGAGUUUACUCGAGAACCGUUAUGCCGGAGAAAGAUAAGCAAGCCUAUUAAGAUGAGAUGCUGGACGACUUUCCCUAACUACGUCCCAAUGGAACGUAACUUCCUGCUAUUUCCUUGGUGAAGACAGAAAAGUACCAUUUGGAAAAUAAAUGGAUUCGAGCUCAUAAUAUUUCAUGAGAGAUGCUCCAGGAGAAGGCCUCAGCUGUGACGGAUGACAGUGUGACUGGGGUCCAGCCUGGAGGGCCCUCAGACCUCAGCCCUGACUCCGCUAACCUGGGCCUGCCUACAACUCCCAGCAUCUCCCAGGGCAAUGAGCCAGACCAGAAUAUUGAGAACAUCAAGGUUCUUCUUCAUGAGAGGGAGCUGUGGAAGAAGUUCCAUGAGGCGGGAACAGAGAUGAUCAUAACGAAAGCAGGCAGGGGAUAUGGGAUGCAGCAGGUCAACUGUACUGGAGUACAGACCCUUUGA